CUGAAAUGCUUUCUUCCGCCAGUUGGUGUUCCUAGCCGGGACAUUAUCUAAUGAGACACUCACCCACCUACAGUAACAUGUUAUUUCAAAUAAUAACAACCUCAUGAAGGUGCUUUCAAGAAGGUGCGAAAGAAUGCCAAGAAAACCUUCGCUGACCCCGAAACCUCUGAGCUCCACUCCAUAAUUUCCACGAAAGGGUUCAAAGAAAUUGUACAGAUUUUCGACCUUCUUUCCGUAUCCCAACCAGAAGUGCCUGGAGAAUGCGAAAAUUUGGUUGCUUUACUUCAAGACACUUUAGAGGUUUUAUACAACGGCCCACUCUCAGUUGACCAAAAUGACGUAGAAUCUAAUGAGCUGGUGCGUUUGUUGAGCACAUCGCACUUUCGCAGCUUUGCUGAAGCCUAUACUGAAGUGGCGACAAAACACUUUCACAUGCCAGAGCUCCCAGAAUCGGCGUUCUAUGCAAUUUCUGGGACGUACGGCACUUUGGCCAGUCUUGCUGCCAGCAGAGGUUCGAUAAUGCCACAGAACGUAGUGGGUGAUGGCGAGCUUGCUUUGCACGGAAAGUCUGCAAGUGUGACAAACGCAUACAAUGAGCCAAAGCUGACAGGUACUGGAAGCAUGCCAGCAUACCUUGAUGGACGAAUCAACGAAGCGACACUGACCGGAGGAGGGGUUGGUCCCGCACUUCCACCGGUGGAAGGAACUAUGAAGAUAGUCAGCUUUGAGAAAAACCUCGGUGAAGACCUGGGGAUAACCGUUGUACAACAACAAUACAUGUCUGCACACUACGGACUAGUCAAGGAGCUUGUUAUCAAGCGCAUUCUAACAGCAUCUCGCAUUGAGCAACAAGGUUUGCUUCACGAGGGCGACGUUAUUCGUGAGGCAAAUGGUGUUCCGGUAGACACACCACAAAUGCUUCAGCGUGUGUUGCGAAAUGCCGUUGGAACUGUCACGUUCAAAAUUAUUCCUGGUUACCAGUCCACGCCAACUACCACUCAGCUGUUUCUCAGAACAUAUUUUUCGUAUAAUCCGAAAAAUGACAAUCUCAUACCCUGCAAGGAGGCUGGAUUACCUUUCAGUGCCGGUGACGUUUUACAAGUCCUCAAACAGGAGGAUCCUUAUUGGUGGCAAGCCAGACAUUACGGUCAUCAUCAGCGGGCUGGGCUGAUUCCCUCCAUAGUUUUACAGGAACGAAGAAGGGCAUUUGUCCAAAGUGCUCCCAGUCCAGAAGAGGUUACUUACAAAAUGGUCGCUUGCGGGCUUGCGAGACGCCGGCGGAAACAGGUGGUUGUGCCUUUUCGCGCGCGUGACGCCGACGAAUACGAAACGAAGGAUAUAACAUUGUACGAAGAAGUGGCAUUAAUAUCUGGGUUCCAACGUCCGGUGAUUUGUCUAAUCGGGGCAGAUGGAGUGGGCAGACGGUCACUCCUAGAAAUGUUGAUUCGAUCGAACAGGGAGCGAUAUGGCACUGCAGUUCUACACACGACCAAAGAACGUGACCCGGACGAAGAUGACGAAACGGAAUUUGUGGUAGAUUCACACGCAAAUAUGGAGAAGGCCCAUUAUGAGAACAAGUUCCUCGAGUUCGGGGAAUUCGAGGGACACUAUUACGGCACCAAAUUAGACAGUAUCCGCGAGGUGAUCAAUUCCGGACGUACCUGCCUAUUGGCUUGUUCUAUCCAAGCGGUGCCCCGAAUACGUAAUUCAGAAUUCAUGCCCUAUGUGGUCCUGCUUGCAGCACCAUCAGUCAGCUGCAUGAAAGCCAUGUAUGAGUACGGAAUGAGCAUGGGGUUUACACAUAAAUGGAAAAGGGACGAGCACUUUCGAAGAACACUGGAGCAGAGCAAACAAAUCGAACAAACCUACCGGCAUCUGUUGGAUUUGAUUCUGCUAUGUGAUAAUAUUGAAACUAACUUUGAACGCUUAUCACAAUGCUUAAAUGAUCUUUUGUGCCAACCACAGUGGGUACCCGCCAGAUGGCUGUACUAGACUGCUUAGCGACGUUUCUUAUUAUUAGCCAUACCAGAAUAAUUGUACAUAUCAUCUACAUUUUCUGCAAUCACCUGCCCUUCCAGUUCCCAUAUUAGAUGGGGAUCGAUGCUUUUU
Opisthorchis viverrini is the source of this 2109-nucleotide messenger RNA. RefSeq lists its product as hypothetical. The transcript is spliced from 9 exons. Gene Ontology annotation, molecular function: protein binding. NCBI's taxonomy places the organism in Eukaryota, Metazoa, Platyhelminthes, Trematoda, Opisthorchiida, Opisthorchiidae. Gene Ontology annotation, cellular component: plasma membrane; cell-cell junction. The record is from RefSeq and is a predicted model, not a curated record. The coding region runs from base 433 to 1992 and encodes 519 amino acids.